Molecule: messenger RNA, 4686 nt
Organism: Cynocephalus volans (Philippine flying lemur)
Lineage: Eukaryota; Metazoa; Chordata; Mammalia; Dermoptera; Cynocephalidae
Gene: SPRY4
Product: sprouty RTK signaling antagonist 4
Exons: 2
Coding region: 190-1089 (299 amino acids)
Biological process (GO): negative regulation of Ras protein signal transduction; negative regulation of MAP kinase activity; multicellular organism development
Cellular component (GO): membrane; cytosol
Source: RefSeq, a predicted model, not a curated record
GCGCUGGGCUGGCGCUGCGAGGCGCAGGGAGCCUUGCCGGUUCUUCUGGCCAGCGUCUGCGAGUACCCUGGCGGCUGACCCGCUCGGGUUCAGGAAUUUACACAGACGUGAAGCGAUGCUCGUGACUCUGAGGCUUCUCAAAGGCCCCUAGAAGCCUGUUUCUUGGCGCAGUCCAGGAUCUCCAGCCCCAUGGAGCCCCCGAUCCCACAGAGCGUCCCCUUGACUCCCAGCUCAGUCAUGGUCCAGCCCCUUCUUGACAGCCGGAUGCCCCACAGCCGGCUCCAACACCCACUCACCAUCCUACCUAUUGACCAGAUGAAGACCAGCCACGUGGAGAACGACUACAUAGACAACCCUGGCCUGGCCCCCCCCAGCGGCCCUAAGCGGACCCGGGGUGGGGCUCCGGAGUUGGCACCAACACCUGCCCGCUGUGAACAGGAUGUCACCCACCACUGGAUCUCCUUCAGCGGGCGCCCCAGCUCUGUGAGCAGCAGCAGCAGCACAUCCUCCGAUCAGAGGCUCUUAGACCACAUGGCACCACCACCCGUGGCUGAGCAGGCCUCACCGAGGGCUGUACGCAUCCAGCCCAAGGUGGUCCACUGCAAACCGCUGGACCUCAAGGGCCCUGCAGUCCCACCAGAACUGGACAAGCACUUCUUGCUGUGUGAGGCUUGUGGGAAGUGUAAAUGCAAAGAGUGUGCGUCCCCCCGGACGUUGCCCUCCUGCUGGGUCUGCAACCAGGAGUGCCUGUGCUCAGCCCAGACCCUGGUCAACUAUGGCACAUGCAUGUGCCUGGUGCAGGGCAUCUUCUACCACUGCACCAAUGAGGACGAUGAGGGCUCCUGCGCAGACCAUCCCUGCUCCUGCUCCCGCUCAAACUGCUGCGCCCGCUGGUCGUUCAUGGGCGCCCUCUCCCUGGUGCUGCCCUGCCUCCUCUGCUACCUACCUGCUACCGGCUGUGUGAAGCUGGCCCAGCGUGGCUACGACCGCCUGCGCCGCCCUGGUUGCCGCUGCAAGCACACGAACAGCGUCAUCUGCAAGGCAGCCAGCGGGGACGCCAAAGCCAGCAGACCCGACAAGCCUUUCUGACGUUUUGGGUCGAAGCCCCAGCACUACCCCCGGAAACUUGGUUCCCUUUAACAUCUGAGAAGACUGCAGCAAGGCCAGAGGUUUGAGCCUCAUGAGGCUGCCCUUGCUAAUCUGUCCGCUCCUCGGCAGAGAUCACCACCACCUACAUUCUAUUCCCCAAAAAGAAUGAAGAAGCACUUUGGGGUUUUUUUUUAGGAUCCUGCAAUUUUGUGUCAAACAGACAGUGGUGGGGCAGGGUGUGGUUUUGGGGGAGAUUUUUCUUUUUCAGAAGACAGAACACAGAUGUGGACACAUACUCAGAAGCCGCAGCUGCUUGAAUGCCUUCCCAGCCCCUCCUCCCCCGUCCCUGUUUCCCAUUGUCUUUGGCUCUCACAGGAGCUGACUGCCUGGGAGGGAUUGUUAACUGAGUGCCAGGGAACCUUUGCAGAAGACCCUUGGAGUCUUGACUUGUAUGCCUUCUUCUCCUUCCCCCUCUCACUCCACCCCAGUUUGCCCUCGACAUCCUUGGGAAGGUGCAGAACCCCCUAGCAAUCCCUAUUGUAUAUACGUGGGAGCCCACUGAGAGCAGAGCAUGGCCAGUGAGUCCAAGCCUCGUUCCUCCUCCUGCUUCCCCGGAGCCACAGGAUGGAUUUAGGAGCCACUGCACAGUGCACCUCUCCCUGCCAGCUUCAUCACUAACUCUUGGGGGUGUUCUACUCACCAUACCGUCCUUCGGUUCUUACCGAGUCACAGACUCGCCCGCCUGCUAUGUGUCCUGAGUUCUCUACUCAGAUCCUUUCCAGAAACUUUAUGGGUAGAGAAAGCCGGGGUGGCAAAGGCGAGACCAAAUAUCAUUUUGCCAAUGAGUCUGAGGCUGUGGUCUCUGGAUCCAGUCAUUAUGUUUUAUAGAAUAAUUAAACCAGAUGCUAACGGUGUUUUAAAAAAUAAUAAUAAAACAACUUGCUUCCUUUUGGACCACCCCCAGGAAGGGCUGAUUUCAAAAUCUGGGGGUGAGCAACCUCAAGGAACACAAAUUUCUCUCCCCACCGAGAAGAGGAUUUUCACAGCAAAGAAGAGAGGCAGUGCCUCCCAUUGGCAGAAUGACAGUUGAGCCGAGCUGGGUUUGGGUUUCUUCUCUUCUGAUUCUGCUGCUUGCUGUCAUAGCCUUUUGUGUACAGUGAUGUGUCUGUAUCUUUAAUGUAAAUAGAGAGAUGAUGAAAAAAGAGUCUAUUUUAGUGUUAGGAAGCCCCAAUGGGGGAAUCAGAAGAGCUCGAAAAGAGGGUGGGGGAAGAUUCUCCAGGGGCUACUGGGGUUGAGCCCUGCUUUUGCGCACAGCCACCCCCCUCCAACAGCCCCCAGAGAUGAGCAACUCUUUGUCUCAAGGUGCUAAAGGACUCAAAGUGCAGCACGUCCAGUGGGUAGGUACUUGUUGCAUGCAAAAGCUGUAGUGCGUCUGGUCCUUCCUCCCCAGCUUUUGCGUGGGGUUUUUGCUUCGUAUGGUAUUUUGUUCCCCCUCUAAUGAGAGGAUGUGACCUGGGUCAGAAGAGCUACCCCAGGUGACAUUGGGAGCACAUUAGGCAGAGCGUCUGUAGCAUUUCCAGUUGUUCUUUAGGAACAGAACUGCCUCCAGGAAGGAGGCAAGGAGGCUGGUAGCUGUGAUUGGCAUGCACCCAAUGCUACUCAAGGACUUUUUUUCCUUCUUGAAGACUAGUAGUAACACCCUAUGAUUUAGAAUAAGUUAAUUGUAACCACAGAUAUUUAUUGAUUGGAGGAAGGGAGGGUCUUUUUAUUUUCAGCUUUAUUUAUGUAACAUUUGCUAGCUUGUAAAAGGCAAAUGUGAAAUACUGCAUCUUCCCGUUUUCUAAGGCUGAUUCAUGUAGCUACCCUUGCCACAGUUGCGAUGGGUGUUCUUGCACGGAUCUGAGGAAUGGUAGGAAAAGACACAUUCACCCAACCACUUAUACUAAUUGAAUGUAUCAGAACUGUACUGAAGGGACUGGAGAUAUUUCCUUUCCUCUGAUGAGGUGUGCAGAGGUGGCCCCCCCCCAAAUGAUAGCACGCAUGUGCACUCUUUCCUUUCGUGAGGCCUGGGAACUUUUCCCAGGGCCCUUCCCUCAAAAUGGCUGGACAGGAAACUUGACCCGGUAGCAAGUUGCACUUUGGUGAUCUUGGUGGUAUACAACACCCAUUCUGUGGAGAAUUGAUUUACACAAGCAAGCUGUGUAUGCACACACAUGCACACACACACACCCCCAUCCCACACUGAUCCUCUACCGACAUAGACCCUGUUUCCUGGCAAAUGGCCUCUUGAACUCUGACUUUUUGUGUACAUAGUUGUAAACAUGGAUUUUUCUGGGUUUUGGUUUGCUUUUUUCUUUUUUCCCCCUCCCCAUUUUGGCUUGUUCUUUUUGGUUUGCGUUUCACUGCUGAUGGAUGUCUGCAGAACUCUGCCUUGAAUCCACCUCGGGUCCCUGUCUGUGCUCAUUGGUAAAAAGGGAAGGAGUGAAGGAAGCAUUCUUGGUGCUCCCAGCUCUGUUGUUUAGCAGUCCCUGAGCCUUGGUUUUCUCAGCUUCUUGGCAAAAAAAAAGAGAGGAAAGGGCUGUCUUGCUGGUGGACCUUCCCCAUCCCUUACCACCAGAGCCAGUCAAGGGCCACUGAGGGACCAAGCACUCAGAAACAUGACACAUUUCUGUAGCUGCUGCUGUCUUGCUUGGCUGGAUUAUACCUCGUCUUGACCUUUUUUUGAAAAGUGCCAGCUGGUUCUCACUUCCAUUAAACCUGGGAUGGGUAGUGGUUCUGCCUGGAACUGGGGUUGGGGGACCAAGCCUGGGUUCGGGACAUUAAUUCUAGGGGGCUCCUAGGCUGUUCCUUCCACCCAAGAGUGGGUUUGUGGAGGCCAGCCCUCCAGUGAGCACCCUGGGAACUGGGUCUAGGAUAGCAAAGCCCAAGCAAGACUCCUCAGAGUACCCAGCUGAAAGGGGUGGAGACCAAUCCCUUCUGUUGGUGUGGUCCCUUCACAGCUGACACAGAUGGAAGACCUUUAUGUGACAUGGCUGGUGUUUUCAGUGUUAUGGAUUCUGCAUGGAUCCCGAUUGUACACUGAGACUCAGCUAGAUAAUGACUUGUCCAGGCUUGCACACAUGAGACGUGUUGGUCUGGACCAGAACCCAGAUGUUGAAGCAUCACAUUCUCCUUUGUGCUGGCCCAGGAGGUGUCUGAUGGGGUGCAGGCAGUGCAGCUCUGUGCCACACACUCACUAGGGCGUCUGCAAGCUUCAUCUCCCUUCUGGUCCAUGCCUUUGGUAAGCGUUUUCAUACCCUCUCUGCUUACUGUGACAGUCGGUGACAAAUGUUGCGUUGCCAUUUUUUGCUGUGGGUAACUGCGUGCGGUAUCUUAUCUUGCUUUCUCUUCUCACUGUCCCAUGGUUUGGGUUUCCUGUUCAAGGCUCCCACCCCAACACAUUCCCCCUUCAUUUUCCCCCUUCACUGUAGCCCUCUCACCCCAUCACAAAAGUUACCGCAGAAGGUUUCCCCUGUAUAGAAUAUUUAUUUUGAAGCUCUAUUUUAAUAGUAUUUAUUUUAGAAAGUCUACUAUUGUAAGAGUUCUUCUGUUUGUGAA